Pisolithus orientalis is the source of this 2667-nucleotide messenger RNA. RefSeq lists its product as uncharacterized. Lineage: Eukaryota; Fungi; Basidiomycota; Agaricomycetes; Boletales; Pisolithaceae. The record is from RefSeq and is a predicted model, not a curated record. The transcript has 19 exons. Bases 1 to 2667 code for a protein of 888 amino acids.
AUGGGCAAGUCACAAAUCACCCAAGCUGCAGUGGCCACCCUGGUAACCCAUGUCACUUGGAAAAAGGUGAAAACAACCAGGGGAUCCAAAGAAAAGAUGGACAAGUUUACUCCAAGAAAGAAGGCAAGAUAUGCAACUGGCCAAAGCAACGAAUCACCUACUAGGGCAGGAUCUUCAAGCAUCCAGGAACCCAAUUUAGUCCAGGGUAAUGAUGCUGACCUAUAUUGCUACAUGGAUGAUGCAUCACCACUGAGGACAUCAAGAAUUCCAAAAAGCCAGGUGUACAUUAUCAAACAUCCUGGUGUUGGCAAUGUGUGCCUUACAUUACAGAACAGUUAUCUGGAAGAGUGGCUGCCCUAUAAGAGUAGAUACCUGUCUGUGCUCCUGGACAUGGAGGCCCUGCCCAAUGUCAUGGCUUGUUUUGUACAAAAAUGGAAUGGAAGAUUCUUUGAAGACUUCACUCUAUGGCUGGUUGGUUUGGUGCUACACUUGGGCCAUGCCAGAGCACCAUGCCUGGCAGGAGAAGGUUCUUGGGAGGAUGCUUCCAGCCAUGUAGAUGAAGAGUGGGAGGACAUGGAAGAGAGUCAACAACCAGCACAUCUCAACCCACCAGAUGAUAGAAACUAUCUGACAGUUGUGGACACUGGCAGCAUGCACUUUUGCAAUCUUACCAUGGCUGGCCUAUUCCCAGCUACAACUAAGGCACCAAGGACAGCUUUCACUUUCCAGGUGCUGGAUGACUUCACCAGGGACAAUGCUGAAUGUGGAACCCCUGCCAUGAACUAUUAUAGCAAACUUCAGAGAGUCACCUCAAGCAUGUUUCCUCACCUAGUGCUGUUUGCUAGGACCUUUGUGAUGGAUGGCAACUUCAAGGCCAAGCAUAUGCUGCCCAAGAAUGCUGCCAAAGAGGUCUGGCUCAUGGAUGGAUAUGGCUUCAUGGUCACAUCAGCUCCAUACAAGGAAUAUUUGACCAGGACCAUAAAUCAAAUAGAAAAAUCUGACUGCAAUAACCACUGGGCUGUUAAUCAAGCAAAUGCACAAAGGAAUAAGUUGGAAUCGACCAGGAUUGGUGGAUGUGCCUGUUAUAGCAAGAACUUGGCCCACCAGCUUGAGGAAAAUAGAUAUCUCUCUCUGCCUUCCAGAUUACAGAUUCAGCCCAGCAUUGGACUAUGGCAUGUCCAUGGCCAUCAGACAGAGUGCUUUGCCAGAUAUGCUCCAAACUUUAUUCCAGGUGCUGGCUGGGUGGAUGGUGAAAUCAUGGAGACCCUCUGGUCUUCUCUCAACAUAAUCUCACCAUCAGCCCAGGGAAUGGCAACAGCACACCAUCAGGAGUUGCUGGACUUCCAAAUGAAUGAUACAUCAGCAUUGAAAUGGAAGUUCAAGGUUGCCAAGCAGUCAUUAGCAACAAUCCAAGAUAAAUUCAAUGAGUUGGAUAGCAAGGUACCAGAUGGCUUGUUUCAGUUAUGGGUGGAACAAGAACUUGUGGCACAGUCAUGCUGGCAGAAUAUUUUGAAGGAUGCUGUAGGUAUCUACAGGACAUCAAAUACUCUGCAGGCCAUGGACAUAUAUGAAGUCCAGCUGGAGAAGGCACCCACCAUGAAAGCCAUUGAGAUUGACCUAAUCCAUAACAACCAUUCAUUCAAGCAGCUCAUGAUUGAGCAGGCUCAAAUAGUGCUUGCUAUGGAUACACAACAGAUGGACACCAGGGCAACAGAGGCAGACUGGUUGUCAAUUUUGUGCUGGCAAGACUGGUUGCAAUCACAGAUUGAUGCGCUAGUACAUGGAGCAGCCCAGUUCAAUCAGGAAAUGACUGGCAAGUUAACCCCAGGCAAAGGCCCAGAAUAUUUCCAUGACAUUGGCCUUGGCAGUCUUGUGGAAGUGGGAAUACAUCUGAGACAGGGCCAGGCAAAUGAUGGAUUGCAUGAAUUAUGUCUGGAAAGGAGGGAACUACAAAAUGAUAACCUGGGCAUGGGGGCAGAUAUCCAAUGCAGAGGCAAUGGUUCAGCAGCAUGCUGCCAUCUAUUGCCAGUGCUGAAAGGCAGACCUGACUACCCAAAUGCAAGAGGUCAUUGCAACAACACUCUGGCCUGGUUUUGGACCAUGGACCUUCCCCAGGAUUCUGCCAUGAAUGACAGGGAUGUUGGAAUUUUAUCAAGUCAACAUACCAUUGCAUUGUGGUACCUUCCUGGUGCCAUCACCAAUGAUUUGCAAGCAUCCCUGCAGACACACAUGCUUGCCACUCUGGACCCCCUUCACCACACAAUGUCCAAGAGUAUGACAAGUGGCUCCUGGUGGAAAAAUGCUGAAUAUUUCAAUCAUGCUUCAUGGUCACUGGGGUGCCUGGAGUUUUCCCUGGCCAGGCACCAACAGGGGCAUAUGGUAUGGUUAUAUUACCUCAGGGGCCUGUAUGACACUGGAAGGCAAGCCAUGCAGUCAUUGGACACAUGGUUGAGUCAGCAUAACCAAGAUAUGCAUGAUGCCUUGCAGCACUGGCCAUCAGUUUUUACUAAUGUCUCCAUAAUCUCUAACCAGACCACACCCUUUCACCAGGACCCACACUCAUGGUCCAAUUGGUAUGACAUGCUGGUCAUGGUUGGCAAUUAUGAAGAUUGUGUAUUGGAUAUCCCCACACUCAGCCUUCAGUUCCUUACAACCCCAGCACUGUAG